AUGAAUACUUUGCUGGACAAGACGCUCGUCCCUAUCGCACCCGGGUUUUACAUCACCCUCACUGUUGUAACCAUCCUUGUAGCAUAUCUUUCCAUCUUGGCCUUGUACCGUCUUUUCUUAAGUCCAAUUGCUGCCUUUCCCGGUCCGCCUCUUGCCCGAUUGACAUACCUGACCCAGUGGUACUAUGAUUGGGUCAAAGAUGGCCAGUAUUAUCUUCAAAUCGAGGAACUGCAUAAGAAUUACGGGCCCAUUGUCCGGGCUCCGAGUGAACUGCACAUAAGAGAUCCGGGUUUCCACAGCAAGCUCUACGUGACCGGAACUGUGAGGAAAUCCGACGCGUAG
Aspergillus caelatus is the source of this 342-nucleotide messenger RNA. RefSeq lists its product as uncharacterized. Gene Ontology annotation, molecular function: heme binding; iron ion binding; oxidoreductase activity, acting on paired donors, with incorporation or reduction of molecular oxygen. Lineage: Eukaryota; Fungi; Ascomycota; Eurotiomycetes; Eurotiales; Aspergillaceae. The transcript has 2 exons. The record is from RefSeq and is a predicted model, not a curated record. Bases 1 to 342 code for a protein of 113 amino acids.